CAUUUUCCAGUUGGCAGCUGCCAGACGUACGUGAACAGCGAUUCGGAGGGUUUCGUGGAGAGCAACGUGGGUAGCUAGCUAGCUCUGUCAGGCCUGCUGGACUGAAGUCUGAAGACAGGUACAAGGGUCAGUGACUGAUCGCACUAGCUGCAACCAGCUCCCGGAUUUGCUCAAUCUCUGCAGUACAAACCAACAACAGUUGCACCAGAAACCAGACAGAUCUCUUUGGAAUGUUCCAGUGAGGUUUUAGCUAUCAACAUGUCUGUCAACAAGAAAAGAGAAGAUAGGGAGUCAAGGUUUAAACACUUUGGUGAGAACUUCCGUGCCAAGCUAAUUGGUAUCGACACAGUGGAAGAUGCCAGGGGUGACAACAUGUGCUUAACCUCCAUGGGAAAACUCAAGUCCAUUGUAAAAGCUGCUGGGGAACACAAACAGCAGAUCAUCAUCAACGUGUCAUUAGAAGGCAUCAAGAUUAUUGACCUGAAGACACUGACCAACCUACACACACAUGAGGUCAUCAAGAUUUCCUUCAUCUCCAGAGACCCAAGCGACAAACGAGCGUUUGGUUAUGUCUACGGCGAAGCUGGAAACCACAAAUUCUUUGCAAUUAAAACACAGAAUCAGGCUGAUGAACUGGUGUUGGCUCUGAAAGACCUGUUCGAGAUUGUGCUGGCCAAUAAAAAGAAGGAAGUAGCUGAUCAGCAGAAACGGAUGGAGGAGACCACGGUGUACCUGCAGCCAAGCUAUGACAACCCGCUGGGCUCCCCAACCUCCAAGGCGCCUGCUGAGAAUGUCUACUCGGAAUCCCCGGCUGCCCAACCUGCUCCGGCUGGGGAAAGCCUGGUCACCUUGCAGAACCAAGUCAGCAGUCUUCAAAUGGGUAUCACAGCCAUGGAGCAGCUAGACCUUAAUUCAGCCGAACCAGACCCAUUCAAUCCCAAUGCAGUGACUGCUACCACUCCCACGAAUGACCCCUUUGCUCCGGCGGCGUCAGGCCCCCCUCAGCAGCCACCUCCCCCACUACGCCCUCCACAGGCGGUCCCACGAGCAGCCCCAAGACAGCCACCACCUGCUGCUGCUGCUGUACCAGCACCGGCCCCAGCACCGGCCCUAGCACCGGCCCCAGCACCGACCCAACCAUCUGCAGAUCUGUUUGGCGAAGCACCGGCUCCUGUUGCCACAGGGCAAUCUAAACCUUCAGAUGACCUCUUCAAAGAGUUUAAGGACACCUUCACUGCCCCACCACAACCCGCUGCAGCAUCCACAAAUCCCUUCGGCGGUGGCGGUAUGGGUGGCGGUGGGAUGGGAGGUGGCUUUGGUAUGGCUCAGCCCGGCAUGGCUCAGCCUGGCAUGGCUCAGUCCGGCAUGGGCGGGUUCCAACAGCAGCAGCCAGCAUUUGGCCAGAUGUCCAUGGGAAUGGGUCAGGCUCCCAUGGGAAUGGGCCAGGCUCCAAUGGGAAUGGGCCAAGCUCCUAUGGGAAUGGGUCAGAUGGGCAUGGCCCCCAUGGGAAUGCAGCAGCAGCAGCAGCAGCAGCAACAGCAGCGCCAAGAUUUGUUUGGUGGGACCCCACAGGCCCCGUCCAACUCCUUCGAUGCCUUCACCUUACAGCCCCAGCAGGUUCAUCCGAAGCCAACAGAGAAAAAUGGAGGGCCAGCGAGAAAACCCGACCCCUUUGGGGAUAUCGCCGUUUUGGGAUCGGGCCCUGCAGAUACUAAAGAUCCCAAAAAGAAGGACCCAUUUGCCGGCUUCAAAAUGGCUAAGCCGGGCGAAGUCGGCGUGCCAGAAUUCAGCCAGUCUGGAAGCAUCCCCAGUAACGGAGCCGCUUCCGGUAAUGCAACUUCUCUGUCUCUUGAUUUAGUAAAGGCACAUGACAUCACGGAGGACUUUACCCUCCCCUCACCGCAGGGCCCACCACCACCAUUACCAGCAACCAUCUUAAGUCAGCACAUUGGUAUCAGUUUGAAUCUGGACAAUGUCGGGGACAUUCCCCCACCUCCUCCUAGGAGGUCAAGGGGAAGUGCACCCUCAGAAGGCUCACCACUCCCUGUCCCUCCACGCAAUAAGCUGCAAUCCCCUGUGUCCCCUAGCUUAUCCACAGACUCUCAAGAGUCUGAGGGUGCUUUAAGGACUACCCCAGACAGUGCUAACAGCAGGCUAACAUCCCCCUCGCUAACCAGAAACCCUUCCUCAUCACCUUCAAACUUGGCUUCCUUGGGCAUUGAUACCAGUAACAUGCUUGGCAGAGAUGCUGGCAUGACCAACUCAACAUCAGACCUCACCUCAAGUCAUUCAAAUAGCACCGGGGACCUUUCCUCACCAGUUAGAGGGCUGAGCUCUCCCACAGAACAGGGGGAGCCACAGAGAGCACAGCCCAUCCCUAAAACACAAACUGACUCUGCCAGCUCAUUAUCAACCUCAUUACACACAGACGCUGUGCUGUCCAACAGACAGCCAUCACCAUCAUCUCAUCAAACACCAUCAUUGUCGGGUCCGUUGCAUGUCACCAGCAGCAAGCCCAUAGACUCGACAAGACCGUCACCAUUCUCAGGGGGCGACAACUCACUGGAUGUACUGUCAAGCUCAGCACCUGUGUCAGACUCAUUUUUUGCGCACCGUCGUGCCCACGCUUCCAUGACAUCCUCCUCCUCAAAUCCUUCGCUCAGCAAACUCACCGUGCCAAUUCUUCCCGUCACUGAUGACCCUUUUGCAGACGACCCAUUUUUGCGUGGCUCGCCAACAGUCAAGAAAGUCUUUGUCAUGCCGCAAAAACCUGAUCCUCACGCUGCUAUCCCAUCAGUCCCAACAUGCACUAGCGACUCAUUCACAACGUCAUUUUCAUCAACUUCAUUUUCAUCAUCCUUGCCGCAAAGUACUGUCACUACCACCACUAACACAACCAACAACUCCAAUGGUAGUAAUUGUAUUUCUGAUGUACGGACAGAUCCGUUUGCAAUCGGAGGUGUCGGAGGCCAGACUGCACCCAAAGCUGCCAGUGGACAACCUCUGUUUGAUGACUCCCCGUUCGGUGCCUUUGAUUUCAGCAAUCCUGACAAAAACUGAGUUGUAAGUAUUGAAUCUACUCUGGAAGUGUUGUGUCUCUUCCAAACCUUGGUUUUAGAAGGAGAUGCUCUUUUUUUUAAUACAUAUACUUAAGGAAGAUCCAAUCCAAUAAUUGUUUUUUUUAACAACAAAGUGUAAUACUGCUAAGCCAAGAAAGUUUCUUUGAAGCUGGGUAUGGAAUAUCACACAGAAAUAGGCAUACAUUAGGUUUUUUUUUUACAGAUGGAUAAUUGUGAUAAUUGUGUAAUUGUGUACAGACAAGCAUGUUGAGGUAUGUAUGGCAAGUUCAGUCAGCCAGAGUUUAACCAAAGAAUCACCUGAAUCACCCAAGCUGUUUACUCCCAGAAAACUGGUUAAAGCCAGUAUCAUCACAUUUUUAUAAAUUUCCAGGAAUUAUCUGAAAAGUUUGUCAUCAAAACUGAUGUUUUACCCCUCCUCCUUUUUAUCUGGAACCAAGCCAGAUAACUGCUGCAAACCCUGUAAACUUUGCAGAGGAAACUGAAGAAACAAAUUAUAGAACCACACAAUGAUUAUCUUUUACAGAUUUAGCCAAGAAUAUUUGGACAUCUGUAUCAUGGACAAUAUUGCUGUGCAGAGGAUCCACUCAAAUGUAACACAAUGUAUGUACUUUGGAAGCAUAAUUCCCGGUAAAGGAUGUGCAUAAGACAUUUAGGAUCUUGAGGUUCACUCUUAACUAUUAUUAAAGCCAAAUUUACUUCCUUUUUUGGACAGUGUAUAUGAAGUAAGUAGGAUUUUCUUUUGAUAGAGUGAUAUUGGAUAAUAUGCCAGAAUGUGGACUGCCAAGCAAAUGAUCAGUAUUCCUAGGUUGGAUUUUAUCUCUGUUUGCUGGCAACAGAUUUCUCUGACCGUUUGGCCGUCAAAAUUCUGAUUGUACACAUUCCAGCCAUACUGUAAAUGCUGGAAUAGGUCAACCAGAAUUGUAGACAAGUCCAAAACAGUGCAAACAAAACCAUUCGUGCAAGGUGGUUAAUAUAUUUAGUUGGCGAUAACUAAAACCAUCCAUCGAAGUGUAUUUGGUGAUAACUUUUGAAUUUGUUAAUUGUUUUUUUACAAUAAUUAUAAGCAUGAUACUGAUUAUUAAAAAACCACAAAAGUCUUAAAUAUAAUGAUAUAACAAAUUGGUGCUUUGAUUUGCAUUAAAGUGUAGAAAACAUUUAAAAUGAUAUGUAUACAAAAUCAAAAGGCAGAAGAGGUGAAUCAAAACAUUGAAGAAUCUUGUUGAUUGCAAAAAGAGGCUACUGUUUUAAGUAAAUCAUAAUUGUAGCAUCCCUGUGUCAUGGAUGGAAUUUUAGUAAAAUCAAGGCACAUGAGAGUCAAGUAACAUUUUCAGUUACAUGUAUGUUAUUCCGAGUUGUAAUCAAAGUCAUCACAAGUUGUUACAACUCACUCGUAAAUCAUCCUGUCUCAAAUCAAGUGAAAGGCUAUUCAAAUGAGCCCAUCCCCUUUUACUUGUCAUCUGAACUGAUUUGACUUGUAAUUCAUCCAAUGGAUGGAUUUACAUGUACAACACAGUGUGGUUCUGAGUGGAAAAUUUCACAUUUCAAACAGCUUGCAGCCGUGGCCCUGAUCAAAGGAAGUAGUCUGGGCCCAAGACACGAGUGAUCAAUAGUGGAUCGUGCAUAUCUUACGGCAUUUUUAGACCAGCGCACUUGCUCCCACUAACGUCUUGGGAAUCCUGUAGUAGCCGUUUAACUUUUUCUUUAUUUUCUCCCUAGGCUCACCUAGGGAACCAAUCAGCGAUUGCGAAAUGGUUUAUAGUCAGCGCGCGACGGUUGUAAACAUACGCACUACGUGCAGUGAUCAACGCAGUGAUAUCCCCGCACGAGCUACUAACAGUAUCAAAUGGGAAGCCGCUGUUUUGUUCGAAGAUAUUCAUAUUUACAACAAUAGUCUAAUUUACAUAAAAUGGCCACGCCCCCAUUACUGCAAGAUUCCCAAGACGAUAGUGCAUGAAAGUAAAAAACAAAAAACAAUUGUGCAAAGGCGCUCUACAGCAGUGCAACUUUCGCGAUCGAUCACUGAGGUCUUGGGCCAAGAUUACCAAGAAAGCUACUCAAGUUGGAACAGCAAAUUACGCGCAUCAAGUUACCACAAAUCCUGUGGUGUUUUUGCCUUUGUACUUUUCAUUUCCGCAUGUCUUAUGGGCUAUGAUUAGGUCUAUUAUAUAUCUCAGGACAAUCUUAAAAUGAUGUUUGGUAAUUUGUCAAAAUGAAUAUUGACACUUCAAAUCUAAAUGUAAUUUUCAUUUCCCUGCCAUUGUUGAACAAAUAUACUGCCAUUAAAGAAAUUAAAAUUAAAAGAUUAGGUUAAUAUUCAAGUUCAGUUUUUAAGUACAACUUACAUAUAAAAGUGCGGAUACAAUGUGUGCUGUAUGUGGCCUGGCUACCAUUAAACAAGUAAUUGUUAGCUUAAGGCUACUGUGGCAAGCUAAGUGUUUUUUGUUUUGUCAUUGAUCCGUCCAGGCUAACAAUUCCAAUUAACUAUAACUCCAAGAAAAAGCAAAUCUGCUCGGGUACAAAUAUUCACCUCAGUUGUACAUGUAUCAUCACCUUAAAUUUGUUUGAAAUUCCUGAACAUGUGUGCUGCUUUAAUCUAACGCAAGAACCGUAUGUAGCUUUGCAAGUGUUCAACAUACUCCGUGCAGUUUUAAGUAGAUGACAGGGACCGUGCACAAGAGCUCCAAUAUGAGUGGAGGACACACAGCAGUGACAGCAGGCCAGCCACUGAUCUCUAUGGGCUCUGUGCGCGAACUAGAGAGAGGGCGCUUUUUUACUACCUUUGAGAGCCUUGUGGAUGAGACGCAGCGCAUUGCGUGUACUGGUUGGCACGCAUAUGGCGCGAUGUACGCACCACUGAAUGUGCGCAAAGCAUAGCAUUUCGCGUGAGCAUUUGGCGUUGUUGGCAAUGCGUUUGAAGUGGUCUCCCCCAACUCUCCCUUCCUCACCAUUGAGGGGGUACUAGUGCACACGGAGCCCAUAUACUAACUUGAUUGCUCAAUAGCCCACUACCAUGCCAGAAGAAGACAACUUUUAGUGUGAGUCAGAUGUUGAGCCUACAGUGGCCGCCUGUCUUUGAAAGCUGUGCUGGGGAUGUGUUAUUGUGAGACAUUGUUCGAACUUAUGUUUACACAGAAUCAAAUUAACGUGGCCAUUAAAAGACUUAUAAGAAAAUAAAUGUGGAUAUUAAUUCGAUCUGAUGUGGAAAUCAAUCUGAUAUCUCCAUAUGUUCAAAUAAUGUUCUACAUUAUUUCUCUUGAUCAUGGCUUUCAAUAGCUGUUGUAUGUAUGUUCCGAACAUUCAUACAUGUAUUGCACGAAUGGUGCAUCAAGAUUUGUCACACCAUUUUGUUUGCCUACAAGUUUAGGCCUCUCAAGAUGGCGUCCAAAUUACUUCAGCUUGUGUUCUCUAUGCACUAUCAAGCAAAGACAUCAGUGUUGCUGAGUUGGCACCACUAAUUUGCAUCUAAUUAUUAACCCCAAGCUGAAAUUGAAUCCCACAAAAUCAUUUCAGAGAGAGAGUUCAAGCUGGUUUCAAACUUACAAGGUCAUGCUUGCGAUUGUAUGUUCCUGAUGGAUAGGGAGGCUUUUAUUUCAUGUUAAUCUGAUUUUAAUUGCAUGAAGCAAGUUAAACCCUCCUGCUGUUUGAACAGUCACAGACAGUCAAAAAAUAUAUCCUCUUCCCCUGCCAUGCCUUUUACACAGGCUAGUCACCAAUAGUCGGACAUAUUUAAGGCAAGCACUGUGACCAGUCAAAUUCAGUCAACAGACAGAAGUAGGCAAGAAUUAGGCACAGCUGGCUUAUCAAUCACUUACAGUCAAAGCAUAGCUGUAUCAAGUUACAUAAACAGUCACAGCCAGUCAAUCUUGCUUUAUGUAGGCUGGAGCUCUUAACUGUUGAAAACUGUCACUUGAUUGAUUUCGACUGAAAGGACAACUUCACACAGAAUUUAUAUUUGCAAAGAAGGGUUACUCUUCACAUGUAUUGUUUUAAAAACUUCAUUCUCCAGCCCGUCCUGUUUCAUUUAGUUCACUUAAACUUGACCUUUCGAAAGUUAUUAAUGAAUCUGAAUUUUGCAUGUGUAUCAUUGCUUUGUGCUGCCGCAUUUCUUUUGCCCAUUUUGACUUAAAAUUUUUAAAUUUCAUGUCUUCCAAUCUUACCCACGUUUGUACCAACUUCUCAUUAAAAUAUGAUUGUAACACUUAUGGAUGUUUUUAUAAGCUUUUUUUUAUUGCCCCUGGCUUUGUUGAAUUUUAUCUCCACUGACGUUAAUGCUUACCUUUUUAUUAAUUGGACAAGCUACAUGUAUUAAUAAAAUAUUGUAUACUAUAUUAUGUAGGUAUAGAUAAGCAGUUCAUGUGUUACUUCAAAAUCUGGUCAUUUUUAAAGGUUAGUUUUUCUUCCAAGUACUUUUUUAAAUGGGGUUUUAAAACUCAAGCGGAAAUGUGUUCUUCCAUCAGGUUUUUUUCUUCAGUGUUGUUAUACAUUUACAUGUACAGACAGACAACUUGUUGGAGAGAGGGUGCAUUUUUGAGUCACCCUUGUCCAAAAGGCCCCCCCCCCAUACACCCCUACCUACCCCUCCCACAUCAGAGAAUAUUUGUGUUCAUGUACUACACAACACUGCUGUGAUAAUGAACAUUUUCAUUUUGGUAUCCAACAUUGUCUUGAUCACAUUACAACAUCUCCACUGUACUGGAUAUUUUACAUAGAUCCCAAGUGUAAUGGUAUACAAAAAAUGAAUGUUUUGGAGUGCAAUAGUAAGAACAAUUUCUAGAGGUGACAGAUGGAAUGUUCCAUUCCACGAGGCGAGUUCAAGUGGAAUGUUCCAUUCCACGAGGCGAGGCCGAGUGGAAUGGAACAUUCCAUCUGGCACCGAAUUAAAUUCUUCUUUCCAUGGCACGAAUGUGAAACAUUCAUUAUUUGUUUUUACCACAACUGAAUAAAUCCUUGUCAUCUGAUUGGUCAGAGCCGCAUCAUGUGACCGUGCAAUGGAAGUUCUAUUAAAACUGUCAGUGUUGCUUUGUAGUUGUACAACUUGGGCGGGGGUGGGGGGGGGGGGAUUUGAGAAAGUUUGUGCAUAAUGUAACUUUUAUCACCAAUUUUCACACACUUUAAACUUUUAUCAGAAUUGAAUUAAAGAACUUGUUUCUGGUGAACUUAUGCUGUGGGAUGCUUAAAAAAGAAUGUAACAUACAUGUAUGUUUGUGCCUUCCUGAAGUUCGCACUGGUUUAAAGCAGUUUAUCAUCACUGGAAUUAUGAUCUUUAAUGAUCUUUAUGAAUAUCAAGUUGUAUGCUUUUCAGCAUUGAUAUAUUGCCACCAGGUAACCUACAGCUUCUCAUUUUAAUUUGGAUCACAUUGUUGUCUUAUGGAACAAGAUUUUAGCUGCAUACUUGGCUGCAGUUAAAAGGCAUGUUGAUGUAUUGGUAACGUAAAUAAUGCUAAAUCGUAUAUGACCACAGUGAUAUUUUUGGGGAAGUGGACAUUUUUAUAAUCUACAAAACUUUAUCGUGAAGGAAUGUAAGACGCCACAUCAGUGGUUGUGUACAAAGUCUGUGGAGAUUCAAGAAAAUUUUCCAAGUAUUUCCCAAUAAAAUUUGAAAUAUUUCUCAGUCCCAGAUUCAUGUCUUUUCAACUUUUUUUGCAUUAACUGACCUUUAUUGAAAUGAUAUAUGCAGAAAAAUUGGUGUCAGGUUGCAACAUUCUUUCCCUUUAUCUUGUUGAAAGAUGUGCUCAGUUUCAUAACAUUUUGGCUGCAUACAACACUUUAAAUGAUCACUUCGUAGUCAGAACGUUUGCCAAUUGCUUAGAAUGACUUUCAGUAUUAUGAAUCUUUACAAGGUUUUGUCUUCUAUUCUUCCAUGAAAACAGCUACCAGAUUUGUAUGAUAAAUGUGAGGCAUUAUGGCGAAAUGAGACGAAACUGGGCAUAGGCCUCAUUGGAGAAAAAGAACAAUGGGGGUAAAAAUUUUUUUUUUUUCGAUUUUGAGAUUUAUUGAUAUAUUUGAUAUUUGAUGUCUACUACACCUAUUUUAAAGAAAGAAAUCAUGGAAUGAUUUUUUUGUUUUAAAGAAAUACAAUUGGCAUUUUCCAUGUUCACGAAUACAAACCUCGAUACUUUAAAGGCCUUUUUCUCAGUAUUUUACUUUUUUGACAUGUCGAUAAAUGUGAAAUUUAAACUGCCAUAACUUGUCAAUGGAAUGUCUGAUUGAAGUGCAACAAACCUUUUUUGUAAGGAAAAUUAUGUUCUUUCCUAGCACCCGCAAACCCUCAUUUCGACAUCUGCCCAUCAGUUCUGUCUCAUUUUGCCAGAAUGCCUCACAAAUGUCACAAGAAAUAUGCAAAUAAACCCUAUUUAUGCAGAUCAUGGAAUUACAUGAUUAACAACACAAUAGGACAAACUCUUCAAAUAUUUUUUUUUUCAAUGCAAAUAUCCAUACUUGUUUUCUCAACACCGAAAAUUUGAUAUUAAUUCUGAAGCAAGUUUAUAACAAGAAUCUCCUGAACAUCCCAUUUCAUAUCUUUUGACACCUAGUAGAGAAUAAUAUAAUAUAGCAUUGACUUUCUUGAAACUUGUUGCAUGAACUAGUCUUUGCAUUAAGUGUUUUUUUCCCCCAAAUAAUGUUUGUGCCAGAAGAAGGUUGGUGUAUAAUUUAAGUAUUCAUCUAGAAUUGGGACAGUGGGGACAUUGUGAAAGAAACUAAUAUCCAACAUAUGCAUUGAUGAUUACCACAUUUUUAUUGUAAUUACUGCCUUGAAUUAAUGUUGUUUUUUGUGACCAAUUACAUAGUAUUUGCAAUAACCGUUAUUGUAAUAUUUAACCCUAUAUUGAAACUUUGUAGUUUUAGUGUUUUUGUUUAAAUAAAUUGCCUUCUAUUGAUGUUUUUUUUUUACAUUUAUCAUCAUAAUUCAAAUAAUGUACCAUAUUAUCAAUGACGCAAUUGUUCUUUUACUAUACUUUGCCAAAUGCCUAUUUGAUGCAUGAUAUGUUUAAUGCUCAAUGAAUGUAAGAUAAGUAUAUAAAAAUAUUUCAAAUGUUACUUUCAUAUUCACAAAAUCUAUUUUCAAAAUAUUUGGUAAAAAUUAAAAUGAAAAUAAUGCAAAAUA
Messenger RNA from Patiria miniata (bat star), 10185 nucleotides. Its product is annotated as disabled homolog 2-like. The record is from RefSeq and is a predicted model, not a curated record. The transcript has 10 exons. Bases 259 to 3060 code for a protein of 933 amino acids. NCBI's taxonomy places the organism in Eukaryota, Metazoa, Echinodermata, Asteroidea, Valvatida, Asterinidae.